This is a messenger RNA of Penicillium egyptiacum, 1500 nucleotides long. Lineage: Eukaryota; Fungi; Ascomycota; Eurotiomycetes; Eurotiales; Aspergillaceae. The record is from the annotation of a GenBank genome assembly.
AUGAGCGGAAUCAAAACAAACGAAAAACACUUCGAUGUCAUCAUCGUCGGCGCUGGUAUCUCCGGUAUCAAUGCCGCCUACCGCGUCCAAGACCAACUCCCCGGCUACAGCUAUACCAUCCUGGAAGCUCGCACCGAUCUAGGUGGCACCUGGGAUCUCUUCAAGUAUCCUGGAAUCCGUUCCGACUCCGACCUUUUCACCUUUGGCUUCCAAUUCAACCCCUGGUCCCGCAAUAACCCCAUCGCCGAGGGCUCUGCCAUCAAGGAGUACGUGCGCGACACAGCGACCAAGUACGGCAUCGACAAACACAUUCGCUACAACCAUCGCCUGUCUUCAGCGGACUGGUCCUCCGAUGAAAAUACUUGGUCGCUCGCCGUCGACCACAAUGACGCCCAACAGACCUACACCGCCCGCUACGUGAUCUUCGGCACGGGCUACUACAACUACAAGGAUCCCCUGAAAGCCGACAUUCCCGGCCUGGACGCUUUCCAGGGACAGAUCAUCCACCCGCAGUUCUGGCCCGAGAACCUCCAGUACAAGGACAAGAAGAUCGUUAUCAUCGGAUCCGGCGCGACCGCCAUCACUCUCCUCCCCAAUCUCGCCGACCAUGCCGCCCGUGUCACAAUGCUCCAACGGAGCCCGACCUAUAUCCUCUCCGUCCCGAACCGCUCAGCCAGCCGCUGGCUCUCCUACCUCCUCCCCAAUUCCCUGUAUUGCAGGCUGCAGCGCAUGAUCUGGAUCUACACCAACCGCAUCUUCUUCCUCUUCUGCCAGCGAUUCCCGAAUUUCUCCCGUUGGCUGCUCAGGUUGAAUGUGCGCAGGCAAUUGCCCAACCAUAUCCCCUAUGACCCACACUUCAAGCCCAAGUACAACCCCUGGGACCAGCGGUUGUGUGUUUGUCCCGAUGGGGAUCUGUUCCGCAGUCUCCGGCAGGGCAAGGCGGAUGUCAAGACUGAUACGAUUCGCGAGGUUACGAAGAAUGGUAUUAUCUUGAACUCUGGCGAGGAGCUCGAGGCAGAUGUUAUUAUUACUGCUACUGGGUUGCGCUUGCAGAUUGCAGGUGGCUCCGCGCUGUCUGUGGACGGCACCAAGCUUGACAUUGGUUCUAAGUAUCUGUGGAAUGGAGUCAUGCUCCAGGAUCUGCCCAAUGCCUCUUUCGUUAUCGGGUAUACUAAUGCGUCGUGGACUCUCGGUUCGGAUGCGACGGCGCAGUUUAUCUGUCGUUUGCUCAAGAAGCUUGAGUCGCAAAAGUUGGUCGCUGCUACUCCCCGCCUGAAGGAGAGGGAUGCUGCUUCGCUCCAGGAUCGUCCUCUCUUGAACCUCAAGUCGACUUAUGUGUCGGUUGCUCAGCGCGCGUUGCCCAAGGCUGCUGAUCGUGGUCCGUGGCAGCCGCGUGAUCACUACUUGAAGGACUUGAAGUUUGCUCAGGGUGGUGAUAUUGACACCGGACUGGAGUUCGUGCAAGGGCCGAAUCUGCGUCUGCGCCCCAACAUGUCCUGA